This is a messenger RNA of Symbiodinium necroappetens, 2037 nucleotides long. Lineage: Eukaryota; Dinophyceae; Suessiales; Symbiodiniaceae. The record is from the annotation of a GenBank genome assembly.
AUGUGCAUUGAUGGGUUAAGGAACUGCAACGGUUUCUGCUUCGGAGCUGUGGCGUCUUGUCAGUGUGACUUCGCAGCGGGGAGCUGCCAGUACCUCAGUGGGGCUCACGGGCUGCAGGCUCUUGGCUGGCCGUGGAAGAUGGCGCACGCCUUUCAAACGGGGCACCGCACGCAUAGUUGUGGAGAGCUUCGGAAGGAAGAUGUGGGCCAGUUGGUGACUGUCUGCGGCUGGGUGCAGAUGUCCAGAGACAUGAAUCACUUUGCCUUCGUCGACCUGCGCGACCGCUAUGGCAUCACACAGGUUGUGUUUCCCAAAGAAGGAGCGGACGAAGCGGGCCUCCAGCGCUACGAGCAGGCACGAAAUCUUGGCCGCGAGUUCGUCGUGAAGGUGACCGGAAAGGCAGGGCGCUUCUUCGCAGUGAAUUCAACCGUUUCUGAUCUAGCCACAGACUCGCAGGUGGUGGAGCGCAUCCAGAAGAAUGCAAAGACAGGGGAUAUCGAGAUUGUAGCAGACCAGCUUGAGGUCUUGAACUCCAGCUCCACACCUCCUUUCAAAAUCGAAGAUGCGACCGAUGCCAACGAGGACACUCGAAUGCGGUACAGAUACUUGGACAUUCGGCGCAACCCGAUCAAGGACGCCAUCCUACUCCGCAAUAAGGUCACGCGUCUGGUCCGAGAAUACCUCGGAGAUCUUGAGUUUUGUGAAGUCGAGACCCCGGUUCUCAUCAAGUCAACACCUGAAGGAGCUCGUGACUUUGUGGUGCCUUCACGAAUGAACCCUGGGCAGUUCUAUGCUCUGCCGCAGUCACCGCAGACUUUCAAGCAGCUUCUAAUGGUGGGCGGUCUCGAUCGCUACUUCCAGAUCGUGAAAUGCUUUCGCGACGAGGAGCUUCGGGCGGACAGGCAGCCUGAAUUUACUCAGAUUGAUUGCGAAAUGUCCUUCGUGCAGCAGGAAGACGUUCUGCGGAUCUUCGAGGGCAUGAUUCACCAAAUCUUCAAGAGCUUGUGCGGUCACGAGUUCCCUCCGUUUCAGAGGAUGGAAUACAGCGAGGCAAUGGAUCGCUUUGGUAUCGACAAGCCUGACUUGCGCUAUGACAUGGAGCUGGUGGACCUGACAGAGGUGAGCAAGGGGAAAAACUUCAAGAUGUUUGAUGAUGCGGAGCUCGUUGUGGGGAUGUGCUGCAAGGGCAUCGGCUCAUGGUCUGGGAAGAAAGUGAAAGAUCUCGAAAAGAAGGCCACAGGACAGGAAGUAGGCGCAAGUGCACUGGUGUGGUUGAAGAUCAACCCCGAUGGGACCUACGACUGCUCUGCAAAGAAGUUUUUCACUGACGAGGACUACGUGAAGUGGGUUGAGAAAGCCAACGCCAAGCCAGGAGGAUGUGGUCCAGGGGACCUCCUGCUCAUUAUCGCAGGCAAGAAGCUGCAGACGCAAGAGUCCAUGGGCAAGUUCCGGCACCUGAUGGGAACAGAGCUAGGUUUGCGAAGUGAAGGCUUUCGGGCACUUUGGGUCGUGAAUUUUCCGAUGUUGGAGUGGGACGAGGAUGAGGGGCGGUUCACGGCAAAACACCACCCAUUCACCUCUCCCUGGACAGAGGACAUCGAAAAAAUGGUCAGCCUUGACCACAAGGAUCCCAAACUGGCAGAGGUGAGGGCCAAUGCAUAUGACAUGGUGAUCAACGGCGUUGAGGUGGGUGGUGGCUCCGUCAGGAUUCACGAGCGGCCUCUGCAGGAGAAGGUCUUCAGUGUGCUUGGCUUCAGCAAGGAGGAGGCAUUGGCGCAGUUCGGCUUCUUGAUGGGCGCUUUUGAGUAUGGAGCUCCACCGCAUGCUGGUCUGGCGUUCGGACUCGACAGACUUUGCACCAUCAUUGGUGGAAAGGCGACGAUCCGUGACUUCAUUGCGUUCCCGAAGAACAACAUGGGCAGAGAUACCAUGAUCAACACGCCUGCUGCAAUCACAUCCGCUCAGUUGGCCGAGCUCAGCAUCACAACAACUGUCGACGAGGAUGGAAAGCCGAAGGCUUCGGGUUACCCUGCUUGA